GCGAUUUGGGAGCUGAUCAGCCGGCUUUGGCCCUGCCUGGGGAGGGAGAAGAAAAGGCGCAGGCGGCUGCACCAAGCUCACCUCGAUCGGGGGAGGCGGCCACCGAUGUGUUAUCCCUUCCGGCGCUUGCAGUGGUGGCCAACGGCACCCGCUUCAGUGGCGUCACAAAGUUUGGCCGCAGUUCAUCAAGGAGGACCCUGGUCCCAGACUACGCCAUGACGGAGCCAAUUGCUUCCCGAUCCCAUUUCAACGUCGUGCACGACCAGGAGAGUGACCAAUUCUACAUUAUGGAUGCGGGGUCCAAAUGGGGAACUUUCCUGAAGAUCAGCUCCAGCGUCACAUUGAGCUGCGGCAACUGGAUCCGCGUAGGCGGCGUCGAAUUCAUCGUUCGUUUCUGUGGAGGUGGUUGUCGCUGCCAAAAGAGCCAUCGACACUACCGCCUGCACUCGUUGCGACUGAUGCGCAGCCGAGCGAUGAGCCUCACCAGGCUCACACCGAGCUUCCCCGUGAUUCCGGAGGAGGCAGCAUCGCCAAAGUCCGAGAGCUCCUCCAAGAAGAAGGAAGAUCCAGCAGUGUGCCCAG
Symbiodinium pilosum is the source of this 582-nucleotide messenger RNA. The record is from the annotation of a GenBank genome assembly. NCBI's taxonomy places the organism in Eukaryota, Dinophyceae, Suessiales, Symbiodiniaceae.